UAAAAAUCCGACAUUCACUCACAUAUUUUUCUUACAUCAUCUCCUGUCAUGUCCACAUAUCUCUUUUUUUUUCUCUCCCUUCCUUAAUUUCAUCGCCAUUUUCCUUUGCUUUUGAAGCUUAGCUUCCCCUUCUUCAAAAAAUAUCACCACCCUUAACCAAGAACCGGUCAAACUUAUUACAAACAUGCAACCAUUCAAUAAUUAAAACCAAUCUUUAUCUUAUUUUUUAAAGUCAAACAUCUUAAAUUUAGCUUAAAGAUUGAUAAUCUUUAUAGAUAUUAAAGAUUCAAUUCAAAGGGGUGAUUAUGGACUCUGAUUUUUGGACUUCUCGUCUUGCAGCUGCUAAAAGACAUUAUAGUUUGCAGCAGCAGCAUCAACAGAGCUCCCAGUUAGAUCGGUUCAGCAUCGAUGAUUUUGAGGUAGAAGAUGAGGUCAGACCGGAUUUUCCAUGUCCUUAUUGUUAUGAGGAUUUUGAUAUUACUUCUUUAUGCUCCCAUCUUGAAGAUGAACACUCUUGUGAAUCUAGAGUUACUGUUUGUCCUAUAUGCUCCGUUAAAGUGACGAGGGACAUGCUAAGUCAUAUAACUCUGCAACAUGGACACUUGUUCAAGUUGCAGAGACGUCGCAGAUUACGCAGAGUUGCAGUUCCAAACAGUCAAGCAUUGUCUCUCCUUGGACGAGAUCUAAGGGAGGCGCAUCUGCAAAUGCUGUUAGGGGGUGGUGGAUAUAGGCCAAACAAUGCUAAUAAUGUGUCUAAUGCAGCUACUGACCCAUUUCUUUCAUCACUUAUUUUGAAUUUCCCUGCAUCUGAAGCUGAAGAGAUUUCAAAAUCUGUGGCAACAAGCGUGGAAGAUACUCCUGCAAAAAGUGCAGCACCGACAAAUAUGUGGAAAUCAAGUUUUGACUCUUCUUUGAGCUAUGAAGAAAGGGAGGAAAGGAUGAAGCAGGCUGCCGGAAGAGCUGGUUUCGUGCAGGAUCUGCUUCUUUCGUCUCUGUUACGAGAGUGACUAGCAGAAACUCCAUUUAUAAAAAAAUAUUCAUAAGAGGUAUCAUUUGGUGCGAGUUUUAAUUGUUUUUUCACUACUUAACAACACCAAUGCAUACCUUAUUUAUAUAUAUGGAAGCAAUUCCAUCAAUGCUGGAUGAUACAUAGAUAGAUAGAUAUUAUCGCAUCAUUUUAGUUCCAUCUCGACAAAACAUGUAAUACCUCCUGCAGAAUUUGUUCAAGACUUUUACUUUAUGAAAACUUGGCUAUGUUGCAAGAUA
Molecule: messenger RNA, 1266 nt
Organism: Mercurialis annua (annual mercury)
Lineage: Eukaryota; Viridiplantae; Streptophyta; Magnoliopsida; Malpighiales; Euphorbiaceae
Product: protein DEHYDRATION-INDUCED 19-like
Exons: 5
Coding region: 306-1007 (233 amino acids)
Source: RefSeq, a predicted model, not a curated record